Molecule: messenger RNA, 3021 nt
Organism: Nematolebias whitei (Rio pearlfish)
Lineage: Eukaryota; Metazoa; Chordata; Actinopteri; Cyprinodontiformes; Rivulidae
Gene: tlr18
Product: toll-like receptor 18
Exons: 5
Coding region: 1-2880 (959 amino acids)
Biological process (GO): inflammatory response; toll-like receptor signaling pathway; immune response
Cellular component (GO): membrane
Molecular function (GO): calcium ion binding; transmembrane signaling receptor activity; protein binding
Source: RefSeq, a predicted model, not a curated record
AUGAUUUGGAAAUUGAUUUAUCUCAGUGUUCUUUUUAUCGGAGCUCUCUCCUCCUUCUCUCCAUCUUCACCUCCUAACAUCACGGAGGAGUCUGGACCCUGUCGGAUCUACAACUCUGGCCGGUCUGCAGACUGCCAUGGAAGACAGCUUGACCGUGUACCUCGAAAACAAUUUCCAACCACUCUUGAAACCAUUGAUCUCUCCUACAACAAGCUUCCUGCCAUCCAGGCUACUGACUUCCAGCACCUCGUUCAGCUGCGCGUCCUUCAGCUGCAGUUCAACAACAUUUCAAACAUCGACAACGAUGCCUUUAAAACUAAUACACUGCUGGAGCAUGUUGACAUCUUUAAUAACUCACUGCAAGAAAUUCCUGCUAUACCUUUGGCACCGCUCUUGAAUUUAAAAAAACUCUACAUGUCCAAUAACCUUUAUAACUAUGCCACUUUGGCAGAUAGCUUUUCUCAGUAUGUCAAUCUCCAGGUUCUGUCUAUGGGAGGCCCUCAGGUGAUGGGUCUGAAAAAAAAAGAUUUCCAACCCCUGAGAAACAUCACAUUGCAAGCAUUUGCGAUAAAGUGCUCUUCCGAUCUGAGUUACUACGAGUCUGGAAGUUUAGAAGUGAUUCAGACGGCACAGAUGGGCUUUGAUAUGGCCAUAGAUCAAUAUCCCCGUGCUUUGCAUCUCAUGCUGCAUGAUCUGGCCAACAAGAAAAUAGCAGUCAUUCAGUUUCGCAACCUUUUUGAGUUCAUGUACUACAUGGGCGAGGAAGACAUUUUCCAGGGUUUAAAAUACAUCACAGUGCAUCAGCUUAUUUUUCACAGAGGAAAAUUUAAUGAGAAUAUCCUAAGAAUGGCUUUAAUAAACCUACAAGGCACCCCUAUUAAAAAAUUGAGACUUCAGUACAUCGACUUUGCCCGUUCACCAACAUUUGUCAAUAAUGGAGCAGGUUCAAGCAUCACAAACCUGACACUGGAUAGAUUAGAUCUUUGGUAUAUAAGUAAUCCUGAUGUGCUGCGGUUUGACUGGCGCUUCACCUGGUUCAACAAAAUCAAGAUGAUUUCGAUUCAGUACGUGUAUUUCAACAGUGUUCCUUGUGACUCCUGGACCGAGAUGGAAGGUGUGGAGUUUCUGGAUGUUUCCAACAAUCGGCUGAAUGAUGACGUUCUCUACAACAAACGCUGCGAUUACAGGGGCACCAUGCCAAAUCUGCACACCUUCAACCUGAGCACCAAUGACUUGACCAGCUUAACGGACUUGUCGUUGCUAGCAAGGGAGUUCAGGAACCUGCAUGUGUUGGAUCUUAGCAACAACAAACUGGGAUCUGCUAAAGGGAGCGAGGGCUGUGUUUGGGAACAAAAUGUCACACAACUCAUUGCUCACCACAAUCAGUUUGUGAGUGAAGCUGUCCGUUGUCUUCCAACCACAAUGCACCAUUUGGAUCUGUCCUACUGUGAUCUAGACCAACUGGACACGGCAUACUUUAAAAAAACUACCAACCUGAAAUAUCUUUUGCUGAGUGGAAAUAAAAUUAAGUUCAUCCCAUCCAAAUGGGAGAGUCCAUCCCUUCAAUAUCUAGCUUUGGAUGGUAACUCUUUUGGUCUGAUCAACAAAGCAUCCUUUCAAGACAUGCCUCAGUUGUCUCAGCUUAGAGCCGGAAACAACCCUUACCAUUGCACUUGUGAGCUUCAUGCUUUUGUCCAGGACACAAUGUCCAAAGGAAAGGUUAACCUCACAGACUGGCCUUGGAACUACAAGUGUUACCACCCUCAGGAUUUCCUUAACACACUCAUAUCAAAAUACUUCCCUGGUCAGGUGGCUUGUGACAUCAGACUGGUUAUCGUUAUCAGUGUUGCAACUACUGCCUCUGUGAUUUUGAUACUUCUACUAAUUUGCUAUAUUUUUGACCUCCCAUGGUACACUAAGGCCACUUAUCAGAUUAUCAGGGCAAAAUAUAGAGCCCACAAGGAAAAAGCUGCCGGAGAUUUGGGGACUUUUGCUUAUCAUGCCUUUAUAUCAUAUAGCCACUCAGAUGCUGACUGGGUGAGAGACGAACUCUUGCCUUGUUUGGAGAACAACAGGAACCCCUAUCGACUGUGUAUUCAUGAGCGAGACUUCAUGCCAGGGAAAUGGAUCAUUGAUAACAUCAUUGAGAACAUUGAAAGCAGUCGUAAGGUAAUUUUUGUCCUCUCCCGGCACUUUGUUAACAGCGAAUGGUGCAACUACGAGCUGUACUUUGCUCAGCAGAGAGCGAUGGGAAAGACCUUCAGUGAUGUCAUCCUAGUGGUGAAGGAGCCCAUUGAUCCAAGCUCAUUGCCCAGCAAAUACUGCAAGCUGAAGAAGAUGUUGAGCACGAAGACAUACCUAGAGUGGCCUCAGCAGGCUAACCAACAGCCUUUUUUCUGGGCACAGCUAAGAAGUGUUCUGGGUAAACCGACAAUGAGCCAAGAAAGAACCCACAGUAUUAGGAGCAGGAAUUCAUCUCUGGGGAUUUCUGUGAUUAGGCCCCCAGUAGAGGAAAAUGUGGUGGAAGUGGACAUACCAGGUGAAAACAAAAAUGAAAACUAUGACUACAAAAUGUGUUCUCAGUUGCAAAGAGCUAUGGAGGACAUGAUCAAGGUUUUCUACUGCUAUUCGGGAAAAGAAGGCAACAAGUACAAGCUGAACAAGAGCGAGCUGAAGAAUAUGUUUAAAGAAGAACUCGCCGAUUUCCUGAAUGACACUAAUGAUACCGCUGUGGUUGAGAAGAUCAUGCAGGACCUGGACGAAAACAAAGAUGGUGAAGUGGACUUCCAGGAGUUCGUUGUUCUUGUAGCUGCACUGACUGUUGCUUGCAAUGAGUUCUUUGUGGACCUUAUUAAGAAGGAAAAAAGAACCACAAAAUAAAAUGAGGCCAUUAAAAAUGUGUGUGGGGGAGAAAUGAUGAAACGAAAGUCUCUACAUAAUUUUAAAUACAGGUCCAUAAGAGAAGUCAUUCCAGAAAUUGUAACAGUAAUUUAUAAUGCAAAAUAAAUCAUUACAACUCAA